This is a messenger RNA of Rhodamnia argentea, 1613 nucleotides long. RefSeq names its product putative lipase ROG1. The record is from RefSeq and is a predicted model, not a curated record. The transcript has 10 exons. NCBI's taxonomy places the organism in Eukaryota, Viridiplantae, Streptophyta, Magnoliopsida, Myrtales, Myrtaceae. The coding region runs from base 125 to 1429 and encodes 434 amino acids.
CUUUUCUAACAGGGCGUUCGCUGAGUUGACCAGGACCAACGACUCGUCUCUCCGUCUCUCUCUCUCUCUCUCUCUCUCUCUCUCUUAAUGUAAUCGAGAGUUCGCGAAUAUCGGAGGCCUGAUCAUGGCGACUCCGGAAUCGGAGGUCGAGGCCAAGUGUGAGGCCUCAGACGGAGCAGGAAAUGGGGGAUCCGAGGCCGUCGCGUCCAUUGACGUCGGAGACCAGACGGUCGACGCGACGGGGAAGCCGAAGCCGAAGCCGAAGACUCGGAAGCAGCAGAAGAAGAAGAAUAAGAGGACGAAGAGCAAAUCCUACUACUUGCCCAGAUUCGCUUGCAUGAGAUCGGAGCCGGGCGAGGAUGGCGGCUUCGACAUGGAGGUCGAGGUCCCCGGAGAGCGUCCCCGUCCUGCUCACCUGAUCGUCACGGUUAACGGCCUCAUUGGCAGUGCUCGGGACUGGAGAUUUGCUGCCAAGCAGUUUGUGAAGCAGUAUCCAGAGAAAGUUGUCGUGCACUGCAGCCGGUCUAACCCUUGCAGGUUGACUUUUGAUGGUGUUGAUGUUAUGGGGCAGAGAUUAGCAGAAGAGGUUAAGUCAGUUGUAAAGGAUCAACCCACCGUUCAGAAAAUUUCAUUCAUUGGUCAUUCACUAGGUGGUCUGGUAGCAAGGUAUGCAGUUGCAAAGCUCUAUGGAAGUGGUCCAGCCAGUGAACCUACUAAAGUAAAUGGAGAAUGUGGGAGUGAAGAACCUGCAAAUCAUCACCUAGAAGAUAAAAAUACAGAUAAAAUUUGCGGACUGGAACCUGUGAAUUUUAUAACUUCAGCAACACCUCAUUUAGGUUCAAGAGGUCACAAGCAGGUUCCAAUGUUUUGUGGCUUUAACUCCUUGGAAAGGCUUGCUAUCCAUUCAUCAGGGUUCUUAGGCAGGACUGGUAGACAUUUGUUUUUGACAGACAAUGAUGACGGCAAACCUCCUCUUCUUCUUCAAAUGGUCAAUGACAGUGAAAACAUUAAAUUUAUCUCUGCUUUGAAGUCCUUCAAGCGUAGGGUUGCUUAUGCAAAUGCACAAUGUGACCACCUAGUUGGAUGGAGUACAUCAUCGCUUAGGCAACGGAGCAAUCUUCCUAAGCGUGAACAUCUAUCAGCAAUUGAAAAAAAAUACCCACAUAUUAUAAAAGUGGAAGGAGCAAAAACAACCUCUUCCGAGCAAGAAGACUCUUCAGAACAUAAAAAUGAUAGGAGAAAAACUGCUGAAUUGGAAGAGACAAUGCUGAGAAGAUUGACCACAUUGAGCUGGGAACGUGUAGACGUAAGCUUCAGCGGAAGUAAACAGCAAAUUUUUGCUCACAAUACCAUUCAGGUAAAAAAUCAGUGCAUCAAUUCAGACGGUGAAGACGUGAUCCAGCACAUGAUUGACAAUUUUAUUGUGUGAGUGAGUGAAAUCGCUCUUGGCCUCUUGCGAGAACCGCCGGAAGGAAUUCUGAAGUGAUCUCCUGGAGUCUGUCUCCGAAUUCGUGGCAAACUGGAAUGGUUUGACACAAGUUAUGAAGCAGGCAAGCAUUGCAUAUCGUAUCAGAGCCACAGAUGCACUGAGAGAGACAGAGAGAGUAGACCGA